AUGAAGGAACCGACCGACCAAGGACAGAUCCGUGUGCCCCUCCCGAGUCCGUUGUGGCCUAUGGCGUGGAGAUCUGUCUUCAACCGCGAGAUGACAAAUCAGCUCAAAACAAAACUCCUGAAGGAAGGCCAGGAUCUGAAACAAUUUGACGCCGAGUUGGGGGCAGAGAAGAACGGUGCCCUCCAGAUUGCCCAGAAGGCACAAACCAAGUGGUGGACGACGACUCCGGAGUACAGGGGCGAAGACAGGAACAAGAAACUCCGCCAGCUUUUCGAAGUCAAUAAUCAAGCUAAAGAGUGUUUUCCACGGAAGUAUACGAACGAAGUGAUGCUGUACCCCGUGGAAGCAGCCCAGCAAGGCACAGGGUGUCAUGGCGCACCCUCAAACAGGCCCAAGCACGCCCUCAAGCACGCCCUGAGGUACAAGUUCCAUAGCCGCACGUUCCAAUUUCCGCCGAAAAAGGGAAAUGAAGCUUCACCGUCGGAGCAGCCCAAGAAAUACCUCAGGCUCUUUGGCAAGAAUUUAGAGCCUCAUAAACCAGAUGUCGCUGCACCCGCUGGCAGCGCUUCGCCAGCCAGGCCCGUGAGCGAUUUUCAAUGUAAUCCGACGACUGGGCAAGGGUAUCCAAUCAAUCCUCUGUGGUUCGAACACGGCUCGAGCGGCACAUAUCAUGCACCCUGCCAGCCAUACCUGAGCAACUUAGAGAAUGCACACCACGAGCAAGGCUCAGGCAGUUCGUUGUACCCACCGGACGCAUCUCCACCUUGGCUAAAUGUGCUGUCGAGCUCCUCCUCGAGCCCACAAAGUUCGCCUGAACGUGCCCGUGGGAGUCCCACCUUUAUGCGCGACGCUCGUCGCGCUGGCCAAGAGCGGUCGCAGUAUCAGCAAGACAUGAUGACAAGGCCCCGCCGACCCAGGAAUCGUGCUGCUGCUCAGGAAUGGGACGAAAGGAAGCGCGAAAUGGAAGAAAAGUACUUAAAAUCUGGCAUUCCAGCAGACAGCACUGGUCUAGAACUGCUAGAAGCCCAAAUUGGCAGUUGGGACAUAAGCCUAGACGAUGCUGUAAGAAAUGCGGCAUUUAAGGGGGCGUCCGAAGGUCAACACGGUACCAUGCGCUUAGGAAUGAAGACAAGCACCGACCAAGGAGAAUUACAUAUGCCCCUCGCCUGUCCGGAAUGGCCUAUGGAGUGGAGGAAAACCUUCAAUACGCACAUGGCAAGGCAGCUGAUAGGAACACUCGAGGACAGAAGGAUCGAUCUGGAAGAAUUUGAUCCUGCAUAUUCGAGAGGUUCGCGUAAUAUCCGCCAGAUUAUCCAGUUCGGUCAUAACAGGUGGUGGACAACUACUCCGGGGUACAAUGGCCCGGACAGGAAUGAGAGACUCCGCAGGCUAUUCGAAAUCAACAAACAAGCUAAAAAUGGCUUUCCAUCGAGCUAUCGGGAAGCGCUGUACCCCGAGGAAGCAGCCCAGCAAGAUUCGCCUCGAGCUCCUGACAUCAUAUUGAUUAUAAGCAAUCGCUUCAUCCCUCCUGACGACACUGGCUUGACUGUCUACCGUACACUCCCUGGUGACAAGGAAGGAUGA
Molecule: messenger RNA, 1584 nt
Organism: Acaromyces ingoldii
Lineage: Eukaryota; Fungi; Basidiomycota; Exobasidiomycetes; Exobasidiales; Cryptobasidiaceae
Exons: 3
Coding region: 1-1584 (527 amino acids)
Source: RefSeq, a predicted model, not a curated record